UUUUGCUCGAGUCGUACCCUGGCUGUGCCUGCGUUUCUUGCAUAUCGAUCACUGGUAGGCUUCGAGGUCGCAGCGCUCCUCCUCCAGGCGCAGCCGUUCGGCACCAAUAGCUCUCCAGAGGCAGCUCUCCCAACAAGGCUGCAGACGCUCUCCGGAGCACAUCGCUGCACGCACGCCAUCGCAACCAUGAUCCGCGGCACCGCACUGCUGCGCCAGGCCACCCGCGCAUUCGCAUCCUGGCCCCUCGCCGCGCCGCGCACCGUUUCGAUCAUAGGCGCGCCGCAGCAGUUCGGCCAGCCGCGCGGCGGCGUCGAGAACGCACCGAAGCUGCUGAGGCAGGCGGGCCUCGCCGAGACUGUCGCGAACCUAGACUGGCGCGUGAACGACGAAGGCGAUGUGGACAUGCAAACGACCCAAGACGUGGCGGGCCCGCUGCGGCAUGCUGCCCAAAUCGGCCACGGGUCCCGGAAGCUCAUGGAGGCCUGCGUCAAGGCCCACGCGCGCGGCAACUUCGUUUUGACAUUAGGCGGCGACCACUCCGUGGCCCUGGGCACGGUGAGCGCCGCGCUGAAGGCGCGCCCGUCGACAAAGGUGCUCUGGGUCGACGCGCACGCCGACUGCAACUCGCCUUCAACAAGUCCGUCAGGCAACGCGCACGGCAUGCCCUUGGCGUUCCUGCUCAAGCUCGUGCAAUCGUCAGAACUCGGCACGGCGUCAUCAGCUUUUGCGUGGCUGGAUGAUGUGAGACUCGCUCCGCAAAACCUGGCCUUUGUGGGUUUGCGCGACGUCGACGCCGAGGAACGCAAAAUACUGCUAAGGUUGAGGGAGCGCGGCGCCUUCGUGAGCACGAUGCAUGAUGUUGAUAGGAGAGGCAUCGGUCAUGUGGUAGAUACGGCCCUCGACCACCUCGGUGAUGAUGGUCCGUUGCACUGCUCCUUUGAUGUGGACUCGUGCGACCCGCUCAUCGCGCCGGCGACGGGCACGGCGGUCCGCGGCGGUCUCACGUACCGAGAAGCCCACUUCCUCUGCGAGGCGCUCGCGGCGACGGGGCGUCUGGGGUCGCUGGACGUCGUGGAGGUGAACUCGGCGCUCGCCGACCCCGUCGGCGCCAAGGCGACGGUCGACCUCGCGGCGGGGCUCGUCGCGUCGGCGCUGGGGGCGGUGAUUCUGUGACUAAGUUGAUUAUUAGUGUGUAGCACUGGCAAUGGAAUUGACGCGAAAACUGGAAAGGGAGAGU
Messenger RNA from Pelagomonas calceolata, 1237 nucleotides. The record is from the annotation of a GenBank genome assembly. Lineage: Eukaryota; Pelagophyceae; Pelagomonadales; Pelagomonadaceae.